AUGCAGUCAGGAGUGCAUUCGACAUGGGUGGAGAGUGUAUGGGCAGCUAAGCAGUUCCGGCUUUUCCUCACCGUUCAUCCAUAUCCGAUGCGUGAUGCAAUGAUCUUCAUGUUUGGUGUUGUUUUCUUCAUCCUCUCAUAUAUCAUCAUGCAGCUCAUCUAUCUUGGCAACAAAGAAGCCAUCGAGCCAUCGGCAUCGCUUGCUGAAUCGGAUAAUGCUGCUCCUCUGUGA
Molecule: messenger RNA, 231 nt
Organism: Gongylonema pulchrum
Lineage: Eukaryota; Metazoa; Nematoda; Chromadorea; Rhabditida; Gongylonematidae
Source: the annotation of a GenBank genome assembly